Molecule: messenger RNA, 624 nt
Organism: Thermochaetoides thermophila DSM 1495
Lineage: Eukaryota; Fungi; Ascomycota; Sordariomycetes; Sordariales; Chaetomiaceae
Exons: 4
Coding region: 1-624 (207 amino acids)
Source: RefSeq, a predicted model, not a curated record
AUGCCGGCCGCUUGCAUCAAAUCACGCGACUCCGGGACACGCCUCCUGGCUCCCGGCCGGGCUGUCGAGCCUGCACCCCAACAACCUGCCCAAACUGCCGUGUCCCCGCAGAGGGGACUCCUUGCUGCUUCCCCCAUGAACGGUGCUCGCCUGAUCAACUCGGGCUUACACUCCUCAAAAGUGAACCUUAUUUCUGACCCGCCUCUCAUCACCAAUCAUAUCAUCGGCUCUUCAUAUCCAUUAAUCAAAAUGACUCGCUCCCACAAGUACAACGACAAGGACCAUGCUGCUCUGGCUAGCGGCAUGGCCGCCCCACAGGAGCAUAUUCCCAAGUACUUUGGCAAGCAUGGCUUCCCUGACGCCGACCCUAAGAAGAUCAAGAAGAACGGCGCUGGUCGCUGCAAUUGGGGUAAUCUUGAAGACGAGCUGCUCGACGAGGAGUUCAACUUCACCAACGCCCGCCGCCGCUCCAACAGCAGCAGCAUUGCGUCGCUCGAGAACUUCAAGACCAAGUUCGAGGUGAACGAGCCCGAGCCUGUGUUUGAGGAGAGCAUGGGCGCCGAGGAAGAGAGCGGGUCAAGCGGGACCAGCGUCGACGAGGACAAGGCCGUCCACAAGGACUAA